AUGUACACUCAUUGUAAAGCCCACAACUUAAAUUUGUCAAUUAUUCACACAUGUAAAGAGCCCUUAGUGAGAAAUGUUAUGAAUACGCUGCAAGAAAUAGCGUUUGCGUUUGAGUAUUCAGCAAAACGACUUAAAGUAUUUAAGGACGUAUUGGAAAAUGAUCUUGAGGCAAAGGAACAAAUGAAAAGACGUCAGAAGCUGAAACCAUUAUGUGAAACGCGAUGGGCUUCACGUUCUGAAGCAUUAUACACGUUCAAAUCGGCAUUUUCUGUAUCCCACUCAACUCUCGGACAGUUGGCCACAGAACUUGGAGAUUCAAAGGCUAGAGCGUAUCAAUGUUCUAUUGAGAAGUUUGAUUUUAUUGUGACAUUGGUUACGACCGAACAUGUUUUAUCAGGUCUUGUUGGUCUGUCUAAUCUGCUCCAAAAGAAGGAAUGUGAUUUGUUAGCUGCCGCAGACGAGUCAAAAGUUGUUACUAAACAGCUUCAGAAUGAAAGGAAUGAUCCUGACGUUUGGGAUGCUUUAUACGACAGUGCAGUCGACUUGGCUGCUACUAUCGGCGUCCAGCAAUCCAUGCCUAGACAUGGUGGUGCCCAACAACAUAGGCCAAACGCACCUGCUCCUUCGGCAUAUUGGAAAUACAACAUGUAUUUGCCAUUCAUGGAUCAUCUUCUAGUGGAGUUAGAUAUAAGGUUACCAUCAGCUGAGCCUAGGUUCCAAGCACAAUAUUUGAUCCCGAAGCAAGCUCACCUUCUUACACAGGAAAUAGCGGAAGGCAUCUACAAUAUCUAUCAGGAUGAUCUUCCCGUGGAGAAAAACUUGAGAUCAGACGAUGGAGAACACGCUGGAAAUGAAAAAAGGAGCACUGAACCUAAUGACGACGUGUCGGAUCUCACGAGGCGCCGAGUGCGAUCCGGCAAGGCAAAAUCCACGGCAACCUAUCAUGAUGUUGGUGAUCACGUUGGAAAGGAGGAGGAUGAUGGCGGUGGUGGAAAUAAGGAUAACAAUGAUGAUGGGGAUAACGAUCAUGUUGAUAAUGUUGAAAUUGAUAAUGAUGAAAACUGUAAAAGUGAAGACAUUCCAGCAUGCGCAUCAAAUGAAAGUUUUAUGGCGUCCUUUAAGGCGUACGAGAAAAACAACUACUGUGUUAAAGGCCAAGAACAACUAGAGGGGAAUUACGAGUUAUUUUGUUAG
Molecule: messenger RNA, 1194 nt
Organism: Mercenaria mercenaria
Lineage: Eukaryota; Metazoa; Mollusca; Bivalvia; Venerida; Veneridae
Exons: 5
Coding region: 1-1194 (397 amino acids)
Source: RefSeq, a predicted model, not a curated record